AUGGGUUUAGCAGGUACUAAAGUGAAACAAAGAUUUGGGAUGGAUCCCCGUAACACCAAAUGGGCUAAUGAUACCAAUAGAUUUGGUGUUCAAUAUAUGGAAAAACAAGGUUGGAAACCAGGUUCUGGGUUAGGUUUGGUAUCUCAUGCUAUGACUACUCAUGUUAAGAUCCCAUUUAAAGAAGACAAUGUUGGUCUUGGUGCCAAAUUAGCCAAAAAGACUAAAAAAGAUGAAUUUGAUAGUGGUGAAUGUGCAGGUUUAGAUGUUUUCCAAAGAAUUUUAGGUAGAUUAAAUGGUAAAGAAGAAGAAAUUAAUAAAGAAUUAGAUUUACAAAAACAAGAGAAAAUAUUGGGUAAAAUGGGUAUUACAUUUGUUAAAGGUGAUGUUUUGAGAAGUACAUGGGAUUCAGAAGCUAAGAAACUGAUUGACAAUAAUAAGAAGAGAAGUAGAGAUGAUAGUGAAGAUGAUAGUGACAGUGAAGAAGAAAAACCAAAGAAGGCAAAGAAAGAAAAGAAGGCAAAGAAAGAAAAGAAGGAAAAGAAAGAGAAGAAAGAAAAGAAAGAAAAGAAAGACAAGAAGAAAGAAAAGAAGGAAAAGUCUAAAGAUAAGAAAGAGAAGAAGGAAAAGAAAGAAAAGAAGGAAAAGAAAGAGAAAAAAGAUAAAAAGGAUAAGAAAGACAAGUCCAAAGAAGACAAAUCAUCUGAAGUAACUCGUGAAAGUAUGCUAACACCUACUGAAUCAAGAGAAAGUACACCAGUGAACUCUCGUCACAUAAGGUCAAGAUGGAUCAAGCAAAAAAGAGCUGCAACAUUAGAUGCAAAGGCAUUAAAUGAGAUCUUUAUGAUAACGAAUUAA
Molecule: messenger RNA, 855 nt
Organism: Hansenula ciferrii
Lineage: Eukaryota; Fungi; Ascomycota; Saccharomycetes; Phaffomycetales; Wickerhamomycetaceae
Gene: PXR1
Product: telomerase inhibitor
Exons: 1
Coding region: 1-855 (284 amino acids)
Molecular function (GO): nucleic acid binding
Source: RefSeq, a predicted model, not a curated record